Molecule: messenger RNA, 1264 nt
Organism: Xenia sp. Carnegie-2017
Lineage: Eukaryota; Metazoa; Cnidaria; Anthozoa; Malacalcyonacea; Xeniidae
Product: profilin-4-like
Exons: 4
Coding region: 43-456 (137 amino acids)
Cellular component (GO): cell cortex
Molecular function (GO): actin monomer binding
Source: RefSeq, a predicted model, not a curated record
AUCAGGUGUUUCUCAUCACUUUGUUGUUGUGGAAAUAUAAAAAUGACAACUGAAAAGAAGUUUACGACGAUGAAUCAGUUGCAUAAUUUACUGCAUGAUGCUUUGAUAGCAACUGGCCAUGUUGAAAAUUGUGCUUUAAUACGUCGAAACGACGCGGCGAUUCGCGCAUCCUCAUCUGGUCUUACCCUCACAACAGGAGAGAUAACCAGUUUAAUUGAAGCGUUUAGACAACCUUCGCAUACUCGUGAAAAAGGUGUUGAACUUGGAGGACAAAGAUAUUCUUGUGUACGAGCUGACAAAUUCUCAAUUUAUGCCAAAACGGAAUCUAGUGGGUUAAUAUUGGUACGGUCAUCAACAUUUAUCCUGUUGGCCACAUAUUCAUCUGAAAUGUACCCAAGUGUUUGUGUCGAAGCUGUGGAAAAACUUGCUGACUAUUUCAGAGAAAAGGGAAAAUGAUAAAGAAGUGAAAUGAAGUAAAGCAAAAGUGUUUGGCUUCCAUAAAAUUCUCGUCGCUUUAGAAAAGGUUUUGUCGGAAUAAAUUACACUACACACUAUGGUCUUGUGCCAUGUACAGUGAGCAUUGUAACACAGAAAGUUUGAUGCGUGGAUAACAACACAACAAAUAUAAAAGUCCCUAAUUAAUGUUGUUAUGCAAUACCAAGAAAUAAUGAUUUUACAUAAGGUUCACUUUGACAGAUAAACUCUAAUCAACCGACGGUAAUAAUGGUCACUGAUAUGUAUGGCAAUUAGUUUGGCACAAGUAAAUCUCUCCACAUUCUCUAUACUGUGGUAGUAACAGCAAGAUCUAUAUAUUUACUUAACAUUAUGAUAAAAUUGUAUUCAGCAAUGGAUUUUGGUGGAUAUUGAUGGAUAUCUAAGUGGUAAAAAUAUAUUAGUUGAUGGAUAUUGGUGGAUAUCUUAGUGGUCAAAUUGCAUAAAGCAAUGGAUGUUCAUGGAUAUCUCAGUGUUAAAAUUGCAUUAGACAGUGGAUAUUGGUGGAUAUCUUGGUGAUUAAAUAUUACUAAACAAUGGAUAUGGGUAGAUGGAUGUUUAAGUAUAUUUAUUACUAGCGAAGAUUUCCCACUAACAUUUAUGAUGUAUCUACAUACUGUAUAUCUAAGCAAAAAAUCUUUGACAAUGUCAUUUAGUAACCCAAGGUCGAUAGAGCUUUCGACUGGUUCUUAUGACAAACUUAUUCAUUGUUAAUUUUGUUAAACUGAGUUUGUAACAAUUCAUGCAUUUUAAUUAAAUGCUAAAAAACUUA